Lachancea fermentati is the source of this 1953-nucleotide messenger RNA. The record is from the annotation of a GenBank genome assembly. Lineage: Eukaryota; Fungi; Ascomycota; Saccharomycetes; Saccharomycetales; Saccharomycetaceae.
AUGAUUUCAACAAAAGUGGGAGAAUCCAUACCUCCUAACACCAAGCAUGCGGUGUCUGUGUGCUUACCAACUUGGAGUGCCACGAUAGGCUACGAGGAAGGUGAUUCCGAUGUUGUUGAUAAGAUGACCACGGGCUACCCGAGAUUUUUCAUUCACAAGUCUAUUCAGAAAUUAUGCAGCGUACUUGUAGAGAAAUACGCCAAAGAGGGCGAGACUUGUUUGGUUUUCCCCAGCUAUGAAGUGGCGAAAAGAUGUAGGGAGUUUGUGAAAGUGAAGGGUGAAGGGUCGCCCCGGCUUCGUAUACUGCAAUUGUCCACGCAACGGCCCGCCACUGAGGAGGAGAAAGCUUGGAGGCAUGAGUGUAAGAUUGCCGUUGUGUUUGUAUCUCCACAAUACUGGCCAUUGGUCAAGCAGUACUGGCAACACUCAGGGGAGAUAAUCUCCAGUCGAAUGGCUGAGUAUGUGUUGCAGGAGUUAACUGCGGUGGAGAAGAAAGAAAAAGGCCGUGCGUCGCGUUUGAAUCCGUCCUAUGCACAAGAGGGCUCCGCUGAAGAGAUCAAGGACGAGGAAGAGUUCAUUGAGAAACGGUUCGGUAGAAACCUGGAUUUCUCGUACGCGGACAAGGCCAAGCAAUUGAUCAAGAGACGGAUUGCACGGAAGGUGGUGGAUGUGGACGAAGACGAGGCCCAGGCACCCGAGCAGGCGUUGAACGAUGCGGCUACGGAGGAAGAAGCCACGCCGGUAACUACCGAGAGGUCCACGGUUCCUGCUGAGCCCAUUGACCAGGUGAACGAGAGCACACCACCACCGCAGCACCGGGAAUCGUUACAAGUUGAUGCCGAGCGGGACGUGUUCCUCUUCCCCAGCGGCAUGGCGUCGAUUUUCACAGCGCAUCGGGUGUUAUUGGCGUUGGACUCCAAGCGGGUGCGUCGCAGACAAACUGGCGGGGGCGAGAGCAGCGGGUACUCGUCGCCCAACUCCGGGGCGGCCAACCUGGUCGGAUACGGCGCUCCUUACAAGAAGACGGUUAUGUUCGGGUUCCCGUACACGGACACGUUGUCGAUAUUGCGCAAGUUCAACCACACGCAUUUCCUGGGCAUGGGGGACGACGCCGCCAUGGAGGAAUUGAAGCAGAUUCUGCAUUCCGGGGAGCAGAUCCUGGCGGUUUUCAUGGAGACGCCGUCGAACCCGUUAUUGAAGAUGGGGGAUUUGCAAGAAUUGCGCCGGCUUGCGAACGCGUACGGAUUCUACAUUGUGGUGGACGAAACGGCAGGAGGGUUCGUGAACAUCGACGUGUUGCCGUUGGCAGACAUGGUGUGCUCGUCGUUGACCAAGAUUUUCAGCGGGGACUCGAACGUGAUGGCCGGGUCGCUGGUGCUGAACCCGCGGUCCGCGCUGUACGAGUUUGCACAGGGGUUUUUCCACGGGGGCGAGUUCGAGGAGCUGCUGUGGUGCGAGGACGUGAUCUACUUGGAGCGCAACUCGCGCGACUUUGUGUCGCGGACGCUGAAGGUGAACAGCAACACGGAGUUGCUGUUGGAAGAGGUGCUGAAGCCGCAUGUGGGCACGCUGUUCAAGAAGAUAUACUACCCGAGCCUGACGUCGGCGGAGAGCAAGCGACACUACGACGCGGUGCGAUGCCCCAAGGGCGGGUACGGCGGGCUUUUCUCGCUCACGUUCUACAGCGAGGAGCGGGCACGCGCGUUUUUCGACGCGCUGGAGUUGUGCAAGGGUCCGUCGCUGGGCACCAACUUCACGUUGGCGUGUCCGUACGCGAUCCUGGCGCACUACGCGGAGCUGGACGAGGUGGCCAAGUACGGCGUGGUGAGGGCGCUGGUGCGGGUGAGCGUGGGGCUCGAGGACCCGGACGCGCUGCGCGGCGUGUUUGGGCACGCGAUCGCGGCGGCCUCCGGCGCUGGCGGAGAGCGCGUUGCGGGCGGACAGCGCGUGUAG